This is a messenger RNA of Rubroshorea leprosula, 1263 nucleotides long. The record is from the annotation of a GenBank genome assembly. NCBI's taxonomy places the organism in Eukaryota, Viridiplantae, Streptophyta, Magnoliopsida, Malvales, Dipterocarpaceae.
CUUGUAGCCGAAGUGAUAACUUAAAAACAAUUCAAAACGUAUUCUAAUUCAUGUUUUGUUCAUGGGUCUAUCUAGUGAUAUGGCUGAUGAAGGAUUCCAACUCCUUUCGAGAAAUUCCACCUUCCUCAGUAGCCUGACGAACAGCACUUCCUAAUUCCUCUGCCCUUUUCCUCAUCAUUUCCCCUUCCUCAGAAGCCAUUAGUGUCCUCAGAGCUUCUUUAAUGACCGGUGCUGUAAUUAAUUCUUCUCUGUGUGACCACUACCUUACAACCAAACCGAUCUUCAACACCUGUGUCACCAGUGUAGCGUUCCUUGGCUGGUCGGAGUGCAUGGGCCAUGCUGCUAUUGGCACCCCUGCGCUAAUGCUCUCCAAACAUGAACCCCACCCACAAUGACUCAGGAAACCUCCAGUAGAUGGGUGCUUCAGGAUUUCAGCCUGAGGUACCCACCCUCUCACCACCAUCCCCUCUCCUUCCGUUCUCUCUUCGAACCCUUCUGGAAGCUCUGGACUCUGAUCUUCUUCCACAAAGACAUCUCCUCGAUCGGCAUAUCUGAGCACCCAGAUGAAUCUGAUCUUGCUUUCUUCUAUCCCAACUGCCAGUUCUGUAGUCUGUUCCUUUACAAAAGAACUCGUGGUCCCGAAGGAUAUGAAGUUUUGGACAGAUUUCAAAUGAAGAACUGCAAUUCUGUCACUACACCAGUUGACAAAGGUGUAAAGCUCGUGAAAGAUCCAGGAGGCAAAUCUGUGGACAACAAACUGUAUAAGCAGAUUGUUAGAAGUCUGAUGUAUCUGACAGCAACAAGACCAGAUAUAAUGCAUGAUUUUGGACUAUUCUACAAGAAAGGUGACCAGACAGAUCUCGCAGGCUUUACAGACAGUGAUUAUGCUGGAGAUCUGGAUGACAGAAAAAGCACUUCUGGGUUUGUUUUUAUGUUGGGAUUUGGUGCAAUUUCAUGGUCUUCAAAGAAGCAGCCCAUUGUGACUUUGUCCACAACAGAAGCAGAAUAUGUGGUAGCAACUUCUUGUGCUUGUCAAGCUAUUUGGUUGAGAAGAAUUAUGGAAGAACUUGAGUUGAAUCAACAUGAGGCCACUUCAAUUUAUUGUGAUAAUAGUUCAGCCAUCAAACUUUCUAAAAAUCCAGUUUUGCAUGGGAGCAGCAACCAUAUACAUGUGAGAAUUCAGUUUGAGGGAGGGUUUGCAGAUUCCAGAUCUGCAGAUAUGGUGUUAUCCAGAUUUCUUUAAAUUAAAGUCUGAAGACUUUU